AUGAUUAGCUUUGAAGUUAUGCGAACUUCCGGAAGCAUUUUACUAAUAGUGACAUUGUGCACAUCAGCAUAUGCUCUUGAUUGCACCACCUUCAAACAAGAAUGGAUGAAAUUACGGUAUACUAUACUAACAGGAGUUCAUAGUUCAACUAUCAUUGGUCCUACAUCAAACAUUUGUCCUGUAACCGGUACUUCCUGUUGUGAUGUAAGCAUGGAACAUGAAAUGUACUCAGUGGGUCAGCGUCAACUUAUAAAGCAAACCAACUCAUGGUUAAAAGUUGCCUGGAAAAUGAGCAAUGAUAGUGCCGUGCUUGAAUCAAUUUUUCAAGCUGAUUUACAACAAGCUAAAGGACGUUUACAUCAAUUUUUCAGUCGGAUUUAUGGAUACAAUUAUAAAUUGCAUAGAAAUUUCUUCUCCGGGUUUUUCACGGAUUUAGGACAAUAUAUGGCAGGUCAGCGGGGUCAGCUCGGUGUGUUAAUCAAAAAUUUCUUCAGUCAACUUCGUGACAGUAUAGUUAGUUUGAUUGAAAAAUCUGGACAGUCUUCCUGGGUUGGUGGUACUGAUGAAGCUAGUGAAUCUAGGCGAAUUCGUUGUUUAUCUGAAAAGAUUGCGCAGUUACAUCCAUUUGAUGAUGUAGAUGUCCGACUUCACGCUCGUAUGUUGGAAGCUUAUCCACCCGCUCGUAUGUUGGUCAAUAUUUUAUCCGUUACCAGCAAAUUAUUACACUAUCUGGUUGAUCAGGUUGUAGUUCAAUCUCAAUGUAUUUUGGGCAUUACACGUUAUCAAUUUUGUGCUAUAUGCGAGGCUCAGUCACUUAAUAAUGUCUGCCCUGAGAGUUGUUCACAAUUACUAGCCGGAUGUUUACAUGGUGAUGGUCCAGAUGAAGCACAAUUGGCGUAUAUUUGGCCUCAAUUAAUUGAUACAAUCAUCAUGGCAACUAAUCGGUUGGAAAGAUCAUUCAACUUUCCUGCAGUAAAUCGUAAUCUUCAAAUGGAAAUAUCUGAAGCAAUAACUAGUUUACAAACACGUUAUAGUGAAACAAAAUCUAAGUUUGAAUCCGAAUGUCGAUUUGGUUCUGCCGGUCGACGAAUGCCAACAUUGUUCGAUCCUAUUGGACCCCCUCAUAGCAGUCAGGAAAAUCGUGCAAAUCACUCAGACAUCUCUAGAUGGUCAAUGAUAUCUAAUUUGAAUAGACGCUUAAAUAGAAUAGCUCGUUCAUCAUCUUAUCCACAAUCAUCACCUGUUUCUCAAGAAUUCCUUGACUGGCAAACACGACAACGACCAUCCCAAGUCACUCCUAGUAACAAUCGUCCAAAAAAAAAAGAUUAUAGUCAACAAAGGACUAUCAGAACAUCUGAUGACUGGGAUGCCUCAGACAACGAGAAUCCUAUGAAUGCUCCAAAUGAUCUCGUUCGUCAAGUCAAUGAAAUCAAACAAGUUUAUUCAUCUCUACGGGAUCUGUUCAGUGGUGCAGCUGGUAGCUUAUGUCCUACUAAUUCAACUACUAUGAGUAAUGGGAAUUCGUUUCAUAUUAAUCAAAGCACCCAUUGUUGGAAUCCACCUCGUAUACCCGAUACGGCACCUGAUGCUGGAAUUACACAAAUUUUAGCCCAACUUUAUGAAGCUUCCAAAAGAUUGCACGAAGCCUCAACCAAUACUAAAGAUCCAGAUACUUUAGUUGUCAAACCGCCUCCUAGAUCGAAUUCUGCUUCUAGUACUUACUCAAGAAAUGAUCAAAACAGUUAUUUGUCAGCCAGUUUAACUGACUCUCUCUCAGCAAAUCAAUUUCUUGCACAGGACCAAUCGCAAGAUCCUAAGCAAUCUAGAGUGGAUAAUUCAUACGAAACGGAAAGAAAUAUUAGAAUCAAAAGUGGAAGUGGAAAUCAGCCGAAUACUUUACAAUAUCCAGAUGAUUCCUCUCCCAAACUUACGAGCAGUCAUCGAGUCGAUUCAAUAAUAUGUUUACUGACGACCUUCAAAGUAAAAACGAUCCUCAUACGAAUUAGUCAAGGUACAGAUUCAAAUAGGUACUAUGAUCGAAAAUCUGCACAACAAUGGUCACAGAAAUCUAGUGGGCGCAAUAAUUGGGGUAAUGUUGAUCAUCAAAGAAAUAAAUGGAAAUCUAGUGGUUCCACAGACUUCAACAUACCAAUUUUUCAAGAACUCACAACCGAAUUGGGACACUUAACAACGGAAAUGACGAUAACAACAACUAUGAUGACGACGUUUUCUCCAACUACUGUUACAGCUUCCGCUGUGUUACUAACUAAUUCCACGAGAUUAGUUACAACAUCAAGUGCAUUAGAAAAACCAAGUGAUUUAUCAUCACUGGAAGUGAAGGAUAUUGUUACAGAAAGUGUUACAAAACAAACACCUCUUACUGUUUCUCAACGUUUUGGUGAAGGCUCCGGAAAUCGAGGCAGUGGUAAAGCACCAUCAGUCCUUACACCACAAUAUCAAAGGUCCCGAAAUUUAUGGUCACAGUCCGGCAGAGAGUCGGCAAUCCCCAACGCUGCAGAUACGCGUUACACUGAAGACUUUAUUGGUCCCCGACCAGACAAAAAUUUAGCUUUCUAUCCAAGCACCCAAGAGCCAGAAAGUCGAGGGGAUGAAGAAACUUGGAACGUUUCUCCCGAUAAGUUAGCUUCGGGGUUUCUAGAAGGAGUUAGUGGAAUGAGCCCCAACAUAGAGUGGAAUGAGGACAAAAACGAUCACCACACAGGCUCGUCACAGUGGCAAGGUGCAUCGGGAAGUAGUAGAAGUGGCAACACAGUUCCUGAGGAUACACCCAUACUGCAUCCCCCAACUCAGCCAACGCAACCACCUAUUCCACCGCGGGUCGAUAAUAUUCCGGAGAUUCUUCCACAACCACCCCUGCCACCCCCAGAAGUGUGGGUACCAGCAAAGUUAAGCCCCGGACAGCCGGUGCCACCCAUAUUGCUAAUACGAGAAUAUAGUGUUGAAGGUCCCCUAUACGAAAAGGAAGACACUGUCUCACAUACCUACAACUCAGCAUCCCACCAACGGUUAAUCACGUCUAUAUUUUUACCUCUAAUCAUUAUAUUUAUCCUUUAA
Messenger RNA from Schistosoma mattheei, 3075 nucleotides. The record is from the annotation of a GenBank genome assembly. Lineage: Eukaryota; Metazoa; Platyhelminthes; Trematoda; Strigeidida; Schistosomatidae.